AUGGCCACACAAUCAAAAGAAUUUUAUUACUUAGAUGUAUCAACCAAUUUUAAAAUAAAUGGUAUAAUACCUUGGGUUGAUCUUAGUUCAUCAUCAAUUCUUCCACCCCAUUCUUGGAGUGCAUUUUCUCUUUGCGGACCUGAUAAUAAUACAUUGGUAAUGUUUGGUGGUGAUUUUGGUAUUACGAAUCCUACAAACUUAGUUUUCACUUAUAAUUUAAAAACAUUACAAUGGAGCAAUCCAACUACUACGGGUUAUUUGCCUACACCUCGAGGACAUCAUUCUUCUGUUCUAAACGGCCGUAUUAUUGUAUACGGAGGUUAUAUUGAUCGAGGUACAUUGGUUCCAGUUCUAGACGAUCUUGUGGUGUUAGAUACUGGAGGAACGGUUUUUACUUGGUCACAAGCGAAUGUUUCUACACUUUCACCUCCUUCACGUUGUUAUCAUUCAGCUACUUUGGUUGAUCAUUAUAUGAUUGUAAUUUUUGGAAGAAACAAUCUUUAUCUACCAUCACCGACAAUGAAUGAAGUAUAUAUUUUAGAUACAAGUGACAAAUUUGAUUAUAAAUGGGUUAUUGAAUAUAAACCUGAUGGAUCUGUAACAACAAUGGAUCCUGCUCAAACUACUACUACUAACACUAACGUUGACACUAAUAUAGCAUUAAUAGCAUCGACCGCAGUUUUAGCAUUUUUAUUUGUUUUAGCCAUCGGCUUAUUAAUUUUCUUUAGUUAUAAAAGAAAACGAAAUAUUUUAUUGAUACCUGGUUCUGAAAAAUAA
Molecule: messenger RNA, 777 nt
Organism: Racocetra fulgida
Lineage: Eukaryota; Fungi; Glomeromycota; Glomeromycetes; Diversisporales; Gigasporaceae
Source: the annotation of a GenBank genome assembly